GAUCACUAUAAAACCCUAAUAACCCUAUAUAACAAUGAUAACUGAUUCGUGAAAAUGAAUUUAAAGCAUAUUUUAUUAUUUUGGAUGUUGGCCUUGUUAAGUUAUGCCAACCUAAUUUGUUCGGAAAAGUAUGAGGCUUUCAAUGAAUCUGCAACUACAAGUAUAAUUCAUAAAAGAACCAGUAAAUUUUUAUUUGAUACUAUUUUUCGAAUAAGUUCUGGGGUGUCAAACGCUUUUGGACUUGACACAGAAGAUGAUGUUGAGUAUACUGAAAAUUCAAGCCUAAAAAAUUGCGACUGUGAUUGUGGCUUUUCAAAUGAAGAAAUAAGAAUUGUUGGCGGAAAACCAACAGGCGUAAACCAAUAUCCGUGGAUGGCACGAAUUAUUUACGAUGGAAAAUUUCAUUGCGGUGGAUCGUUAUUAACUAAGGAUUAUGUUCUAUCUGCAGCUCAUUGCGUGAAAAAAUUGCGAAGAUCAAAAAUAAGAAUAAUUUUCGGAGAUCACGAUCAGGAAAUUACUUCUGAGUCUCAGGCCAUUCAACGUGCUGUAACAGCUGUAAUAAAACAUAAGAGCUUUGAUCCUGACACAUACAAUAAUGAUAUUGCACUGUUAAGAUUAAGGAAACCAAUUGCAUUUUCAAAAAUUAUAAAGCCAGUUUGUCUUCCCCGAUACAAUUACGAUCCUGCAGGUCGAAUUGGUACUGUUGUUGGUUGGGGACGAACUUCUGAAGGAGGAGAGCUGCCUUCCAUCGUUAAUCAAGUAAAAGUUCCGAUUAUGUCUGUUACAGAAUGCCGAAAUCAGAAAUAUAAAAGUACCCGAAUUACCUCAACAAUGUUGUGCGCCGGACGACCAAGCAUGGACUCCUGUCAAGGCGAUAGUGGAGGACCACUGCUGUUGUCUAAUGGAGUUAAGUUUUUUAUUGUCGGAAUAGUUUCCUGGGGUGUCGGAUGUGGUCGCGAGGGAUAUCCGGGUGUUUAUACACGAGUAAGCAAAUUUAUUCCAUGGAUAAAAUCUAACUUAGAAAAUACGUGCUUGUGUUCUUAGUUUUUAGUUUUGUUAUAAAAGU
Molecule: messenger RNA, 1066 nt
Organism: Drosophila persimilis
Lineage: Eukaryota; Metazoa; Arthropoda; Insecta; Diptera; Drosophilidae
Product: trypsin-1
Exons: 3
Coding region: 55-1044 (329 amino acids)
Biological process (GO): proteolysis
Molecular function (GO): serine-type endopeptidase activity
Source: RefSeq, a predicted model, not a curated record